Messenger RNA from Juglans regia (Persian walnut), 1829 nucleotides. RefSeq names its product 3-oxoacyl-[acyl-carrier-protein] synthase 3 A, chloroplastic-like. Gene Ontology annotation, biological process: fatty acid biosynthetic process. NCBI's taxonomy places the organism in Eukaryota, Viridiplantae, Streptophyta, Magnoliopsida, Fagales, Juglandaceae. The transcript has 8 exons. The record is from RefSeq and is a predicted model, not a curated record. Gene Ontology annotation, cellular component: chloroplast. Bases 395 to 1609 code for a protein of 404 amino acids. Gene Ontology annotation, molecular function: 3-oxoacyl-[acyl-carrier-protein] synthase activity.
UGAAUUAUGAAAACAAAAUCGAACUAAUUUGGAAUGGGAAAGCACUGGAUUGUUCGUCCCUCCUGGACCUUUUUAUAACACGGCUACGAGCAUAGGCGUUUCCCAACUUUGACAAAGUUGGGUUUUGGCAAAAUCGCCCGUUCGUCUACCUGCUUCGGACCCUCCGAAGAUCGUUCAAAAAAAAAGAAAGGAAAAAAGCCUCACAAUAUACAGUGUUUUCUGUGUGAAGGGCCGCCUAUUGAUUGAUCUUUCUUUUCUCUCAUGGGCUCCAAAUACUCAGUCACAUUCUUCUUCUUCUCUCACUUGUAAACUAAGCUAAAAGACCAUCUCUUUCGGUCUUUUCCGGUGCAUUUAUCAGUUGUUUUGUUCGUCGGGUUACGGUGGUGGGUGUAAAAUGGCCAAUUCAUCAGGGUUCUUUACUUCCUCAGUUCCCAGCCUAAGAAGGAGGAUUCAACCUCCGAUAGGGAUAUACCGAUCUGGGCUUCGCUCCCUUGAGGGAUUCUCCAACAGGGUCUUUUGCUCCAGCACCAUUAAAGGUGCAGAGAAACCUUCUUCUGGCGCUUCCCCUGCUGAAUAUCGGGUACCCAGUUUGGUCAGUAAAGGCUGCAAAUUAGUUGGUUGCGGAUCAGCAGCACCCACUCUGAUGAUUUCAAAUGAUGAUCUUGCAAAAAUAGUUGACACUUCUGAUGAAUGGAUAUCUGUUCGAACUGGGAUUCAUAAUCGACGGGUUCUUUCAGACAAGGAUAGCUUAACCACUUUAGCGGUAGAGGCAGCAAGGAAAGCUCUUGAUAUGGCACAGGUUGAUCCUGAUGAUGUGGACCUAGUCUUGAUGUGCACAUCAACACCAGAGGAUCUUUUUGGUAGCGCUCCUCAGAUCCAAAAAGCACUUGGAUGCAAAAGAAAUCCUUUGGCUUAUGAUAUUACAGCUGCAUGUAGUGGAUUUGUGUUGGGUCUGGUAUCAGCUGCUUGUCACAUUAGGGGAGGUGGAUUUCAAAAUGUUCUAGUGAUCGGAGCUGAUGCUCUCUCUCGAUAUGUUGAUUGGACGGAUAGAGGUACCUGUAUUCUCUUUGGAGAUGCUGCUGGUGCUGUACUAGUGCAGGCCUGUGACAGUGAAGAAGAUGGUUUAUUUAGUUUUGACCUGCACAGUGAUGGCGAUGGCCAAAGACAUCUAAAUGCCACCAUGAAAGAAAAUGAAAUGGACAAUGCAGCGGAAUCUAAUGGUUCUGUGUUAGGCUUCCCUCCAAGGCGCUCUUCAUAUUCUUGCAUUCAAAUGAAUGGCAAAGAGGUCUUUCGCUUUGCGGUACGAUGUGUGCCCCAGUCAAUUGAGUCUGCCCUGGAAAAGGCUGGUCUCCCCAGGUCGAGCAUUGAUUGGUUGUUGCUUCAUCAGGCAAACCAGAGGAUCAUUGACGCAGUUGCUACACGCUUAGAAAUCCCACCAGAACGUGUCAUUUCGAAUUUGGCAAAUUAUGGUAACACUAGUGCUGCUUCCAUUCCAUUAGCAUUGGACGAAGCUGUUCGGAGUGGGAAGGUGAAGGCCGGCCAUACUAUAGCAGCUGCAGGCUUUGGAGCAGGUCUUACUUGGGGUUCUGCAAUUCUCAGAUGGGGAUAAAACCUCAAUUUUCCAGCCAACCACUCAUACAGAAGAGUGAAAAUUUUGAGAUGAUUCCGCAUGUCCUGCAGAUUCUUCAUCUAGUUAUCCCAACCGGGGGAAAAAAAACAGCAUAUUCUCCAUCAGGCCUCCUUUUGUUUGGUUGCUUUUAUUACAAUUUUAGCUUUGGAACCCUAAAAAAUUUAAUUCUUUUUCUUCAGUCCAAUAAUGUAAUUGUUUU